Molecule: messenger RNA, 7401 nt
Organism: Phytophthora sojae
Lineage: Eukaryota; Oomycota; Peronosporomycetes; Peronosporales; Peronosporaceae
Exons: 3
Coding region: 1-7401 (2466 amino acids)
Biological process (GO): monoatomic ion transport; transmembrane transport
Cellular component (GO): membrane
Molecular function (GO): monoatomic ion channel activity; protein-containing complex binding
Source: RefSeq, a predicted model, not a curated record
AUGAACCCAAAGGUGUACGCGGCAGGAGCCGGGUCCGGCCCGGGGGCCUCCUCAGUGACGACCGUCACUGAGCCGCCCGUGAGUCUCUUCUACCCUACUCCAGGCUACCGACCCAAGCUCGCUGAUACCAGAUCCCCCAGACGAAGUGGGUACACCUACCACCAGUGCUUCGCGUCGCUCGAGCGGAGCUACAAGCGCCUCUCCUGGACGACGAGACAGACCGUUCGCGUCGGGAUCGGCCUCUACGCCGUGCUCUACAUCUUCUUGACCGUUCCCUUCCGAAUAGCCUUCUACUACGACCCCUAUGGUAGAACGGAGGCUGCUCAACUCAACCGAUGGACCGAGGAGCUCAGCAUUUACGCGGCGUUGGAUGUUGUCGCGGAUAUUAUCGGAGUUGUGGAGUUUGUGCAGUUCUACCAGCUCCAGAGGGGACUAUUCUCCCGCUUUUCAAGCUUCGACACGAGGGCGGCCUCGUGGGGUGACAGUAUGUUCCGCUCCAUGCGCGUGAUCACGCGCACCCCGUCGUUCAACAAGCUGCACCGCGGGACAACCAAGUGGACGCUGGCUUCGAUCGCUAAAUCUGCUGCGACACAAGGCGAAGCAGCGGACGACUCGCACUCGCAGCAGAAUUACGUGAGGGCGCGUAAAAUUGAGCUACUGCUGGAGAUUGUAGCGCUGCUGCCGCUGGAGGUAAUACCCUACGCCUCGGGAACGUACAACGCGCUACAUUUGGUGCGAAUUACGAAGAUUUGCCGCCUGUAUCGACUGCGACGGUGUCUUGCGAGACUGGCCAGCAUCUACUCGGAUCGUACGUGGGUGCAGCAACUUUCGUCUACUGGUAUUGGCAGUCUCGUACGCAACAUUGUUCUUUGUGUGGGGUUGUGUCAUUACAUGGCUUGCGGGUACAUGCUGCUUGCACACGCGCAGUGUGGAGUGACUCUUGGGGAUUGCAACGAGGAUGUGGAGACAAGUUGGGUCGUCAGUGACCGUCUUUUCGGUGCCUCCGUGGCGCGGAAAUACUCGCGGACGUUGUAUUGGGCGUCACGAACGAUGGUGUUGCUGGGAUACGACGAUGUUGCACCAGUUUCAGCUAUCGAGACAGUCUAUGUGGUAGCUGCGACGCUCAUGGGUGCCCUCUUUGGGUCGUCGUUGCUGGCAACGUUUCUCUUUAUUUUUCGGUUCCGAAACGCGCGCUAUGCUGCGUUUGCUACGCACGUGGACAACGCCCGGGAGUAUAUGCGCUCGCAAAGUAUCCCGCGGGCUUUGAGACGUCAGGUUAUCGCGUACUUCACGUACUCCUGGAACACGCACCAUAGUCUCGACAGCGAGGAGGCUCUGCAUCUCAUGCCCAAGCACUUACAGGCCAAGGUGGUGUCCACGCUGAAGGCGAGCCGGAUCAAACAGGUGUGUUUUCUGGUGAAAGAGAGCGUUGAAUUCAUUAACUUGCUGGCGGCGGCGCUGGUACGACGAGUCUACUCCCCUGGCGACCAGAUUAUUGAGCCCAAGUUUAACGCUCAAAUGUUUUUCGUCAUUCGUGGCCGGGUAGUUUUAUCCGCAUUCGACGGAACAAAUGACAAAGAGAUGCAAGGCGGUGGCCAUUUCGCGGAUACGUGCUUGCUCUUCCCGGAGAAAUUUGAGGAGAAGGCUGUCGCGAAAACGUUCUGCGAGCUUUACGUGCUGGCAAAAGUCAAGUUUGAUGAUGCCUUGGAUGAUUUUUACAGGGAAUCCAAGGGUGAAGUGAGGGAGCGAAUGGCAGAAACACUUGAAAAGUACUCGACACAGUUGCGCAAAACCAAGAAACUACUAGGAAUGCGCAAUCGAGGGGGAAGUGGAGGCAUGGAUUUGUUUGGGGGAAGCUCACACAGCUUAAUGGCAACGGGAAACUCGCAACACAAUCUCAAAUUCAAGCAGAAAGUGAGCUGGAGACUUCCGGGCUCAACAUUUCGUCUUUACUGGGAUACAGCGCGCUUGUUUGCCAUCCUCUACGUCGCAUUUGAGGUUCCCUAUUUUGCUGUCUUUGUCGCGAUGAAUGAUGAUAACGAUAUAUUCGGGGAGAAACCUGGAUUUGACAUAAGGUUUGCGCUUACGCUGAUGAUUGAGGUGUUUUUUGGAGUGAACUUGAUUUUGCGCUCGCGAUAUCUAGCGUACUUAGACCCUAUUGUGAUGCUUCCUGUGGAUGACCCGUUGCUUAUUUUCGCGGCAUAUAAAGGUGAUGGAUUCUACCCGGAUUUAACUGCCUGGCUGCCGGUUGUCGUUGUGUUGGAGGCUCAAACUACGAAUUCAGGACAAGGCUAUUUGUGGUUCUUUCGCUUUCUUCGCUUGCUGCGCCUACGAGAAGCCCCGCGCCUACUGUGGAACGUCUGCGACUUUUACGGCUUGAGCUCCAAGACCCAUCUUGUCAUUUCGCUGCUGCUUGGAGUCACAUUUAUGCUUCACGUUGUGGGAUGUGUGUGGUUUGAAAUGGCUAGACUCUCAAACUUGACGGUGUUAGAUAAAGCAGUCGAGCAUGGAAUGGCGGAGAUGACUCGGCUCGACUGCCUCGAAUACGCCACGCUCUUCGAGAAUUGUUCGUGGGUUAUGUUUGACUGUUACGCCCACAUCGGCGACGUGUUUCCCGCACAGGAUUCAGCGUCAUCGUACCAGGCAUCUUUUGCGUACAUGCGCUCGGUGUACUGGGCAAUAGUCACGCUCACGGCUGUGGGCUAUGGAGAUAUUAUGGCUUACUCGACAUCCGAGAGUUUUUUCGCGGCGUUUUGGAUUUUUGUUAGCGGAAUCAUUAAUUUCGGCAUCAUGGGCGCGAUAUCCAACACUAUCUCGAAUGCAAUGGCUCCUCACCGCCGCCACAUCGAGAAGAUCAAUACUGUCAACGGCAUUCUCCAACGCAAGGAUAUUUCUGAGAAGUUGAGUGCUGAGAUUCGACGAUUUUAUCACCACGAAUUCACGGAGCGCAAGAAAGCGUACGAGUCGCAGUUGCUGUCGAACCUUCCGGACCAGCUUUGCUACGAAAUCUCGUCGUUGUUGCACUCUGAAGCUGUAAAAAGUGUCGCGCUCUUUGAUUCGGCCAGUAUUGAAUUCCUAAAAGAAGUUACGGGAAAAUUUCGUCAUCGAAGCUAUCAAAAUGGAGAUACAAUUUGUCUCGAAGGAGACGUUUGUCGCGAGUUCAUGGUGCUUCUGCAUGGAAGCAAAGUCAACGUGUUCUUCCGUUCUCGAAAGGUACCCAUUCGCGCUCUUCACGAGGGUGACUGCUACGGAGUAAACGCGUUUCUGCUCAGGUGUGCACACCCCGCCACCCUCAUAGCAGCCUCGAUUGUCCAUGCAUCCGUCAUGACUCGGGAGCAGUUUGACGUCAUCCAACGCAAGUUCGAAGACGAUUUACGCGAUAUGCGGGAGGAAGCGCAAGAGCUCUGGGCCGAGCAACAGGCUGGUAUGCGACGUAUCAUCCACAACCUCGAGAAACUUAAACUGCAACCGCAUCUGAUGUCGACUGCUACGCUGUUUUACCAGGGCGAAGUGACCGUAACGAGCACUACUAGCAUUGGAGGUGGGGGCCAGAAGAAAACCACGCGAGAUCCCUACGAAACGCGCAGCUUGAUCAAAAGUGUCUGGAAUGCGAUCAUCACUUUCUGGAAUACGUACAACGCGGUGUUUAUCAUCCUCCGCAUUUGCUUCCACUCGCACUUUCAUUUCUCUAGUAGCGCCAAUGCCGCUGUCUGGAUCGCCGAUCUCAGUUGUGACGUGUGUUUCUUGCUUGACAUGUACCUGCGGCUCUUCUACUUCGGGUGCUCUGAGGCCAAUUUGGAGAAUCUGGUCUCGCGAAGCGAGAUCGACAGGCAGUAUCUUCGGAGCUCGACGUUUAAGUGGGAUGUUGUCGCCUCCUUACCGUUGUACACUCCAUUCCAAAGUGCGGCAUUGGUCCCCAGUCUCUGUCGAUUGCCGAGGCUCGUUCGGUGCGUGGAUCUGUGGGAGUACCUGGACGAUGUGAUCGUGCAGAUCCAGCAGCACUUUGCGACGCAUAACGUCUCGGCUUACUUGAGCCCUGCCAAGCUGAUGAUCGUUAUGUUACUUGUGGCGCACUAUGUCGGCUGCAUAUUUUUCUUAAUAUCUGAACAAGAGUGCGAUCAUCUGGAGAAAUGCUGGAUGGCGCAAGAUCCGUUGCUGAAACAAUACAAUUAUUCGGUACCGAUGCUUUACGCCAAGUCCUUCAAUUGGGCCAUUACGACGCUAUUGCUGGUGGGGACACGUGACAGUGUUCCGCGCGACGCUGCUGGGACGCUUUGGGCCAGCUUCACGUGCUUGUGUUGUACGUACAUCAUCGGUCACAUCGUGGGAGAAAUUUCCGAACUGAUUCAGGAACUUGGCAAGGAAGCGAAGGAGUACAAGAGCCGCAUUGCCAGCUUCGAUGACUUCGCGAAGGAGCAAGAACUACCAGAGGGAUUAUGCAAAAGAGUGGGGUUCUUCUUCAAGCUGCAAUUUCAGCAAUCAGAGGACCUCAACGUCCAUGGUACGAUGCACGAUCUCUCGGCGAACCUCCAGCUCAAGUUUAUGCUUGAAGUUUACGGCCACGCCAUUGCGUUGCUUCCGAUCAGCCGCUUUCUGACGCCGCCCCAGGUCAACAACCUGGCGCUGCGUUUGCAAUCCGAGCUGUUCAUUCCCGGGGAUAAUAUCCUAGUCGAAGGCACGUUUGGUAGUCGACUGUGCAUCCUGCGUAAAGGGCUAGCAGCGGUGUUUUGGACGAGCUCAGUGACGAGUGUGGCCGUGCUCAUGGAGAACGCUGUGUUUGGCGAAGUCGCCUUCUUCCUCUCGGCCCAGCGACGUCUAGCGACGGUCAGAGCGACAACCUCCUGCGAAGUUUUGUACAUUAUUAAGCAUGACUGGCAAGAACUGUGGACGACCACCGGGGACCCAUCCGACAUUCAGGUGCAAAAGCACUCGCUGCACGCGAUCCUCGACUGGGUUCACGCCCGCUUGCUCCGCUAUCAGCGAGCUAGUCUGCGUGCCGCCCAUAAGGUCAAGUUGCUGCUUGCGACUCCAAAAAGACUAGGACGCAUGGUGCGAUGCCGUUCGCUGCCGAACUUUGGGCGUGCGUUUUUCGAGAAACUGAGGCGAGAAGAGGACGGACGCGUGGUGAUGCGCAGCACCCCGACGGGCGUUGACUUUGAGAUGCUGCAGCGCUGUCAGCGCCCCGAAUACUCUACACGACUACUGCUGUUCAACAGGUAUCGGCUGUGGAGGGAUCGCAGUCGGUCGAGUGUUCUACCUAAGCAUCAGCCCACAACUCGCCUCUUAAAUGAUGCGAUUCCAUCGUCGCGUGACUCGGCCAUUGGAAAUCGGUCUGCUAGCGUGGGGUUACGGCUCCGGCUUUCCCGUGCUGCCACGAGAGAUCUCAAGGCCAAGGAGUUUAUCAAGACGGUCAAGCAGAUGGGGAAAGUUUGGGACCUCGUUAUGCUUUUGAUCGCAAUCUACCACUUGGUCAUCACCCCGUUCAAAGUGUGCUUUUGGCGUGGACUAACGGAGCUACCGGAUAGCGCCCUGCGUGGGUGGUCCGGGGUUGAGAUUUUCUUGGAUUUACUGUGCGCUGCUGAUGUGGCCUACAAAAUCCACUUCAGCUUUACAACCGAGGGCGAGAACACCAUCAAAACCUCUACAAAAGAUGGGCAACAAGGAUCGAUUCUCUCGGAUCCAGUCUUGCGCAGCGAUAUUGUGGCAAUACUUCCCCUGGAGAUACUGCUCUUUGCCGCUGAUGUGCGAGUACCGCAGGUACUUGAUUUGUCAGUAGACCCAGCCGAUGCUUCGUGGUGGACAACCCGCUGGUUGCUGCGUAUGAACCGUGUCCUACUCGCGGGUCGGAUCGAAUCGCUGACGGACAAACUGUUCCAAUUCGUCAUCUACGAGCGGAAGAUCCCAUUGAACGAGGGGUUCCUCUACUUUCUGAGGGGGCUGCUGUCCUAUCUUACGAUAGGCCAUUUGCUGGCCUGCGUUAGGUAUAUUACGAGCGAUAUUAGUUACGAUCUCUACGGAUCAUCACUUCGUGGGGUCUCGGCUGGCCUCGAUUUUCAGAGCGUCCCGCUUGGACGCAAGUAUCUCCGGUCGCUGCUCGUCGCGAUGGAGAGUAUCUCGUCCCUAUUCAAUGGAGAGAUUCUAUCCAUGAACCCACUUGAAUUGGUCGCAGAGAUUGCAAUAAGCCUGUUGAGCAUCUACAUCUACGGAGCUCUCGUGGGGGCGCAGGGCGAACUGCUCGACUCUCGAGCUCGCCGCGAGGCUGCGUUUGAGCAGACACUGGGUGAGCUGCAGAACUACUUGGUCCAGAACGAGGUGCCCAAAGUGCUCAAGCGACAGGUAAAGGCGUACUACACGCGUCUGUGGCGUCGUCGCAAAGGUGAAGCCGAGUUUGCUGCGGUGGAGAAAGUGUCCCGCCCUCUCUACGAAGACGUAGUGUUGACCACGCUGAGUAGCUUUGCGGUGCAGGUCCGAGCUUUUCGCUCUCUCGAUGACCAGUUCGUGAGAGCACUUCUGGUCUGCCUGCAGUACGUGGUGUGUUCCGAGAACGAGGAGGUGUUUGUGAUCGGCGACAUGGACCGUAGUAUGUACUUCAUCGCUAAUGGCCGCGUUGGCGUCAAGAUGGAGUCGAGCGAGAGUGUGCGGGAAAGAGGCGAGUUCAUCGGAGAGCUGGCGUUGCUGUACGGUAUCUCUCGGCUGGAGACGUGCGUCGCGCUCUGUGUGACGGAGCUUUACCGCCUUGACCAUGAACCUUACGAGCAUCUACUACUGGAGUAUCCUGAGUAUCGUGCUCGCAACAAGCUCGCUUGGACGACUCACCCGUCUGAAUCUGUUCGAUGCCGCUCCGUUGUUGAGGAAGCUCUGCGGUGCGUCCGAGCGCACGGGGCUAAGCGCUCGAGCAAGCAGAAAGGGCCGGCGUUGGGCUCAAAUGCGGCCCCAACGCUGCUAGACAUUGAGGAAAUCGGCAAGAACGCGGAGCGCAUUGACGCCCAGUUGCCAUGCUCGUACAUCUACCGCUCGGCGAUGGAGUUAUUGUCCAAGUUGAGCAAAGUGGACACGCUGGAGGUCAGAGAUCUGUACCUCAAAAGCCGGGAUGGGGCUCGUAGACAGCUCAAGGCAGCGAUGGGCCUCAUCACUGCGCGCGCGGAGCCUGCUGACGAUGUGGUGCACAGUUUCCACUCGCGCAGUGGAUCGCCGACGCCCCGUGAGAAAGCUCACGAGAAGCAUAGCGACAGCAUCGAGCAACUGGAGGUGGCCGUGGCGGAGUUGUCGACACCACCCGAAGAGCAGAAAACGGUGUCAUUGAAAGUACUCGCGAGGCGGUUGAGCGCUCAAGCAAUCAUGCAACUAGAGUCCGAUAUGCCUCCCAACUGCAGCCCAGACGCUGAGGAAACUCAAGGUUGA